AGACUGUUGAGAGUAGAGAGUGUAGGAAUGGUGUUGUACGGUAUCGCUGCUCGUUUCUCAAAACAAACAAAAUUUCACUCCAAAUAAAAAACUUUUGUUUAAUAUUGAAUUUCUGUUAAACUGAUUGUUAUACUAGUGAAUUGUGCAUUAGUGUUGUUUCUUAUACAGGAUUAUUUUGGAACUUGGUUCUACUCCCAACAGAAUCUGAUCUCUGGCAAUCAUCUGCUUCGGUGCUUCCAACUGCUACAAAUUAUCGACUGAUCAACCACUCCAAAACAAAAUGACCCCCUUGUAAACCAGAUAACUUUCAAUUUAGAAUUAUCAAAAAUGACUCGUUCCAAAAUGAAACCUUCUGCACCGAAUAUAAGCAGGUUGUCCAUCAACAUUGUCAGUUUUUCUCUGACGUGCCUGGUGUUAUGUUUGGCCAUUGGUUUGUCCAGUGGUGGAGGAGGAUUCUCUAAUAGCUUAGAUACGAUCAAAAGCAACAUGAAGGUCGUUCUUGAUGACCUCAAAAGCGUUCUGCCAAACUAUACAGAUUUUGUAGAUAAUCAUAAGUAUCUAUCAGGAGGUGUCAAGUUCAAUCCGAAAGGAAUGAGUGGCUUAUAUAAUUUAACCACGCAGUUCAUGAAUUGGAUCUUGCCGCAGGAUGUGCUGAUGAAAGAACUAAUAGUAUGGAAACAAGUCGGCUUGUACUACUACCCACGACUCAACGAUGGAGUCACCAUAGGCGAGAUGCUCAAGUACUACUGGCCUUUACUGCUGGUUCUACUUAUCCUCUUGCUGAUCACCGUGCUUGUUCCACUAGUGGGUAUAUUCUUCUGUUGCUGUAGAUGCUGUGGUCAUUGCGGAGCCAGAACUCAGCCGUGUGAUAAAAGGAGAGAUCUGUGCAAGAAGGUUUUCCAAGGGACUAUGCUGAUUGUACUAGGAACGGGACUUUUGUUUUGUGUUGUAUGUGCAUUCGCAAGUAAUCAACAGAUUCAGGAAGGGGUUGACGAGCUUCCAGGGAACCUAAAGAACGCAUACAAAGAUUCUUAUUCUUAUCUCGAAGGUACCAAGGAUCACGCAACAAAUCUGCUCAAUAAUAACUACAAGCAGUUUGCGAAUGUGUUCAAAGACACCGUGGAAAAAUCUGGAGUCCACGUGAUGCAGCAACUAAACAUAUGGAGUAACGCAACUGCCAUGAUGGACUUAUAUAAUUUCGUGGAAGCUAUACCGAACAUUACAGUACAAUUGGGGCACUUGAAAGGUUAUACAAAUAACCUUAGAGCUAUGGCAUCACAGCUAAAUGAUGCUAUGAGAAAAGUGAAACGAGACCUGCUGACAUUGCUGAAUAACUGUAGUUUGGAAGAUUGUGUACAGAUCCAAAAGCAGAUUUCAAAUUUGCAGACCAAUAUAGACUUCAAUAGGCUUCCCGAUGUGGCACCUGCUAUCGAUAUACUCGGAAAAUUGAAUUUGAACUUGUUGAAAACUGCCGCAGAAGAGGGAAAAAGUAAACUGGACAAUAUAGAACGGCAUAUUACCAGCAGUUUGAACCAAACGCUUAAACAGGCGCUAAAAAAGGUCGAAGAAGCAGGUAGAACUGUCCAAGCCAAUCUAAAUAAAGUCCUCAACACGAUAUCGGAUCUACAAAACCAGAUAAACAGUGUGAAUGGUACCUUGGAAGAUGGGUACACAUACCUAGCCUACUAUUCACCGUAUCGAUACUACGCUGGCCUUUCCAUCAGUUGCGGUUUGCUUUUGAUAGCAAUUUGUAUAGUAUUGGGUUUGAUAUGUGGUAUAUGCGGUAAAAGACCAGAUGGAUACAGUGAUAAUUGCUGUAACAAAGGUGCUGGCGGACAGUUUUUGAUAUGCGGAGUAAUGUUGAUGUUCUUAUUCUCCCUCAUCAUCGGCGUAGUUACCAUUGCAACUUUGGCUCUGGGCAUGGCAAGUGACAGAGGCAUUUGCUAUCCGCUACGCCACCCUGAAAAAUCUAGCGUAUUAAACGUAGUCGACGAUUAUAUAGUAAAGAACAUAAAACUAAACAAAGUGGACAUUGAUGUUAGACUCAGCACUAUCCUCAAUCUCUGCUAUAGGAACGACAGCAUCUACAAAGUAUUCAAUUUGGCGAAAAAGUUCAACGUGGAUGACAUAAGAAAACAGUUCGACGUAGAGUCAGUUUUGGACGGUAUCAAGCAUCAGUUGGAUAGAAUCGUGGAUCCUCAUUUUACCAUUUUGAAUAACACCAACUUAAAUAUAUUAAGGAACUUAUCCAGCUUUGAUCCGGGAAUCAAUUUUGAUCAUUUUCAAGAUGAGCUGAAAGUUAAUUUCACCAAUAUGAGUCUGAAAAAACUGUCGGAAGUUCUCCAAAAGCUAGUAGAACAUAUGGACAGUGACCCACUAUUGGCAGGGAUACAGACUGGUUUGAAACUGAGUAUUCUUCACGUCACAACAUAUGACGAGAAAAUUCUUGGACCGAUGAGGAACAAGGCUAAGGAAGUCAUGAAUAUAGCUUUGCAUCUCGACUCGAGUUUGAAAAUGAAUUCAACCAGCUUUAAAGAAGCCAUAGAUAAGCUGAUAAAUGAAAUAGAAGAUGCUCAGAGGAAGCUGCGAGAGGACGGAUCAAAGAUGUUGAUUGACGCUGCAAUGUCUUUCGGAAAUAUAGUUAAGGAUCAAGUACAUAGCUUCAUCGACAGAGUAAUUGAUGUGACGAAGAAUAAGAUUGGACAGUGUGGACCUUUGAACGUGGCUAUAAAUUCCACUUUAGUCUCAACUUGUGAUAAAAUUUUGCAACCAUGGAACGGUUUUUGGGUGUCGUUAUUCGCCAGUUUGUUGCUCUUCAUACCGACUAUCAUCGUCUCAGUGAAGCUGUCGUCAUUGUACCAGAAGUAUAAGCAGUAUGGGCAAUAUGUUGAAACUCGAGGAAGUAAGCGUGGAAAGAAGAAGAAGAAAGGAAAGCGGCCCGAGGAUCGUCAUCAGAUGGGAGAAGUGGUUACUAGGGAAUAUGCUGCCGGAUCUCAACCCCCUGAUAAUAGAUAUGCUGAUAUGGCUCCCAAGCACUGGGAAGAAUUUCCAAAUGGAGGACCGCCUCAGUACCAAAGAGCUCCAACUGAAUAUGAGAGACCCCCUCCUUAUUAUUAUCCCGGUUCUGGUGAACAUUAAGGAUUGUAAGAAGCAGGCAAUUUAACAGACUGAUUUGAACUGAACCUUUUGCAUCACAUUUUCAAGAAAAAACGACAGAUUGCCAUUAUUAAGUUUAGUUUUUUUUUCUUUACUUUAUCGAUGUUUUUAAUACGUAAAGCAAUAGCGUUGUUGUGUAAAAAAUUGACACAAGAAAAGCAAAUUAUUAGUUAGAUGUUUAAGUCUCGAUAGAUUCAUUUCAACUUUCUUUUUCUCAAAUAUUUUAUGAAAAACGGUGAAUUUUCUCAGUGGCUAGGGAAAUUUUUAUGGCAGUGAUUGUAUUAAAGGUUUUAUCCAAAAAAUAUGCCUCUAAGUAGGUCCUUUUUAGUAAUUUUAACUAAAUCGAGAUAUAUUGGAGUUAUGUUCAUACGAUUUGAAGAAAUUAUUUCUACAAAAACUAAAUAAAAAAAUUUUAACAAAAGACAAAAUAAUUUGGGCAAAUGUUUUAGUAUAAUCACUUCCAUAUAUAAAUUGAGGCUUCAUCAACAAAUAAAAGUAAACCAUAAAAUAAAGAAUGCUCUCUGGGCUUUCAUGUG
Messenger RNA from Diabrotica balteata, 3692 nucleotides. The record is from the annotation of a GenBank genome assembly. Lineage: Eukaryota; Metazoa; Arthropoda; Insecta; Coleoptera; Chrysomelidae.